This is a messenger RNA of Penaeus vannamei (Pacific white shrimp), 1173 nucleotides long. NCBI's taxonomy places the organism in Eukaryota, Metazoa, Arthropoda, Malacostraca, Decapoda, Penaeidae. The record is from RefSeq and is a predicted model, not a curated record.
UUUUCGUCGUUUUAGUCAAUCUGGAAAUGCCGUGACGGAGAGACACGCGGAGAAUCUGCUCUGUGGCGAGUUAUGGAGGAAAACCCAAGAUGCUGGUGUUGUGGAUGCUGCUGCUCUUCCAUCUGGGAGCAGGAGUAAUCGUACAGAAGGUGAGGAUACCGACUCCGACCGUCGCGGGCCACAUCGCAAGGCUGGAGUGCGUCUGGUCCGCCGGGAGUGGGCCGCCCUUGUACUCACUCCGCUGGUGCAAAGACGGACAGCAGUUCUACGUGGUGACUGUGAGGCCGAGACCCCACCAGGCUGUGUUUCCGACGCCGGGGGUUCAUGUGCUCCUCAGCAUGUCGGACGAGACCGUGCUGAGUCUGGCCAACGUCACGGCGGCCACUUCGGGGACCUACACCUGCGAGGCCAUGAGUGACGCUCCCGACUUCCUGUCCAGCGCGAGGUCGGCUCAUCUCUCCGUCAUUGAGUUACCUGUGUCAGGACCAACGUGGACUGGCGUGCUGAGUGUGUACCACGUGCACCAACACCUGCGAGCUCGGUGUCACGUGACGGGCUCGAGACCUCCCGCCGCCUUCACGUUCCUGCUCAACGGAGAAACGUUUUUGCACGAGGAGCCCUGGGUCACGGAGGACACCCCUCGCUACGACCGGAGGGGGGAAACCUGGAACUCGUCCUCGUCGCUCUCCAUCCCACUCACGCCGAGAAACAUCCUCAAGUUCUUCCCUUACGACGACCGCCGUUCCUACUACAACGCAGACUCCGGGACAUACGACGGUGAUCCGACCUAUCAGUCCCCGAGGAUUUUCGUUGCGAACUCGAAUCAGGAAAUCCUCAUGAACGACAUCGGAAGUAGUUCUCCAGGGCAGAUGACGGAUGGGUCGUCCUAUUACAUGCCAGGUGGGUCGGAGUCGUCCGAAUACUCUCCUGCAAGCCAUGCUGUGUCGUUCCCGGGAUCAGCCCCACAAACACGCAGAUUGAACCUCACGUGUUUGGCCGAUGUCGGUGGUCUAGUAUACAAGACAACGGCUGUGUCGCUUGUGUCUUUCCCCACGGAAAUACACUACACUAGCAUCACCAAAGGAGCUGCCAGUUCAGGACCUGUGCAGAGUAUGCUGACAUGGACUCUGUUUGCAGCGCUUCAAUACCUUACACAUCCAUGAUUAAUUGAAC